This is a messenger RNA of Cataglyphis hispanica, 6833 nucleotides long. RefSeq names its product single Ig IL-1-related receptor-like. The transcript has 7 exons. The record is from RefSeq and is a predicted model, not a curated record. Bases 1033 to 2553 code for a protein of 506 amino acids. Lineage: Eukaryota; Metazoa; Arthropoda; Insecta; Hymenoptera; Formicidae.
UCGUCGGAGUUUGAGGCGUGCGCGCGUCGGUCAGUCAGUCACUCGCGUAGAGUGUCUUCGCGUAAGCUUUGUCGGCUCCCUCAUUUUCGAAACGGUCGAUCACGUACUCGUUAAUAUGCACGCGGGGCUCGAGGAAUUGUAAGCUGUAUUUCCGCGCAAAUAUUAACCUCGCCUCGAGACGACGGCGGUUGAGAUCGACGACUCGGCCGGGAAGUGAGAAACGGUCGGACGAAGAGGGAGGAGGAGGAGGCAGACAGAGAGAACACGGGAGGAAGCGAAGCUUGCUGACGUUUCGAGUGUUUGACGUUCCCAGGUAAACGCGUUCGCCAAAGCGCUCCGUGUUUGACGAUAAACACAAGCGUCGGCGGGAUACGCUCUUCUUCUCUCGUCGUGAAAGAGAGAGAGAGAAAGUUUCAAUGACGGGACAUUGUUUGCCGCCAAUGACAUGGCGUGCUGGGUCUUCCGCGAAUCUUGAAUCUCGAUCAUCGCGCGGAAUUUGAAUCGCCUGAGAAACUCUCAAGACUCGCCGCCAACUUCGCGUCGCGAGUUCGAAAUCGGUAGCUGUCAGUUGUUGGCCGGACUGAUCGCGAGACGCACCGAUAACUUCGCGCCGAUCGAACACGUAUCCUCGUGCGGUAUCUUCGUGUGUUUACAACUCGUCUUUACAUAAUCGCAUGACUCUCCGCGAGCUUUCGACGACUCGAAUUGUCGCGAACUUUGCGAGGAGUGCGUGAAUUGUGAAACGUUUCAAUGGUGCGGCGACGCGUGAAUUGUCGGAAUGACAAAACAGUGCGAGUGGUGAAUCUGACGUGACGGUGUCGAUCGUGAAAAUCCCGCACGUGUGCGACUUUUAUCAUAUAUAUAUAUAUAUAUAUAUAUUUCUACACGAGUGACAAAUUUCGAAAGAACACCAGUCUUCGUCCGCUGAUAAAGAUACCGAGAGAUCCGAGUGACCGCGAAUUAGUCGCAUUCCGAUCGCGAGUUAAGUGCCGGGAGUGUUGAUUAGAUUAGAUCGAGUGCUGUGCGGAAAUAAUGAAAACGAAGAUGGAGAUAUCGACGACUUUCUUCAUCUCGAUACUGGCGGUGAUCUGCCGCGGCAAUGAGCUCAAGGAUUAUUGCUCGAUACACAAGUUCGACAAUCUACCGGGUGGGCUGAGGUUCACGAAGGAAGUCGUCACCACGGAAUACGCCAACGUGGGUGCGUUCAAGGCUCUUCACUGCUGCCUCAGGGGAUACAGGAGCAUCGAAUGGUACAAGGAUAAUAGAGCGUAUCCUUGGCCGGGCGGAGAGAGUCACUUUAUCCUGUAUCCGGAGAGCGCGAAUCAAACGAUCUACACGCAGGAGAUGAGAGCCUCGGAUGCGGGACGAUACUCGUGUCAGGCACGUAACGACACAACUACUUUGGAAGGCGACAUCACUCUCGCCGUACUCGAUGAAGAAUCCGGUGUCUACACAGGGAAACCUCUACCUACCUACAGACCAGCUUCACAGUUGGUGCCUCUGGGAGGUACGGCGAGGCUCUUCUGCGAGGCUUAUCUGGGCAAGGUCGAUCUACCCGACGCCAAGAACUCCGUCAUUUGGUCGAAAAGCGACAGCAACAUGACACUACCCAGCCACGGUAGGAUAGCGCAGAACAGGGUGUCCCGGGAGAACGACCAGAUAGUCGGCUCUUAUUUGGAGAUCGAGGACGUUACUCUCGAGGAUUAUGGCGAAUACAAAUGCGAAGUCAGCAACGGCGUCGACGAGGAGAUCACGUUGCCCGCUCAUCUAUACCGACAAGAACCGCAAUUCGCGUUAAGCCUUCCAAACGGAUCCUGGCGGAAGUCUCUUCUGUUGGCGGUCCUCGUCCUCGUCCUAUUGCUAUCAGCCGGUGCAUUUUACGCGCGUUGCUGGUUGCCACUUGCAUUGCUCUACAGAGACAAGUUCGGUCGCCUCGAGGAAAACGACGGGAAGGAAUGCGACGCUCUGGUGUGCUAUCACGAGAAGGACUCGAGUCUGGUAAUAGGUAUCGUGAUACCCAUCCUGGAGUCUAGACAUCGAUACAAGUGCACGGCGCUGGAGCUGUCUCACCAGAAUCACAAUUGGAGCUUGGAGAUUGGCCCGCACGCCAACGCGGCCCGGCGAAUCAUCGUCGUGCUGAGCCCAGCAUCCCUAGGUAACAUCUGGACGGACGCAAGCGUUGGCGCGGCGCUGAAGCAGCUGUCAUCGUUGCCGAUGAAGACGAUUGUCAUCUCGCUCAAGAGCCUGCCGAGCACGACGAUGACGAUCGCGAAGCGAUCGCGACGCGACCGUCGCGACGUCGAAGCGAUCUCGUUCGAUCGAUUGACGAUCCUGUGCUGGCAGCAGGAUGGCGACGACGCCGGCAACGGAGGCACCGCUUCCUUCGGCAGCGGCGGUCGCAAGUUCUGGUACAAGCUCAGGUUGGCGAUGCCGGCGAUGAGACCGAUGGCGUCCGAAACCGGUUGCCAAUCGGUUGCCAUGAUAGUGCAGGCUAACGGCAAGUGCGGACAGCAAAAGGCCCGCUCGCGCGAGAGUCUGGAGGUCCUUGUUUAAAGUCCUCGGCUCUCCUCUGUAGGUUCGUUCAUUCCGAGCAAUCCUUGGGGAAUCACUCGGCACCGAGGAUCGCGGCGUCGAGAGGAGCUCGAUCUCGAUUCGGAUCUCGCGCGAGCAGAUCUCUCAAGAUCCUUGCUGUUCAAAGGAUGCCCACUCGAGUCCUGAUUCGAGGAUUGAUCUCGAGAAGGACCUUUUGGUCCUUGAUAUCGAUUCGAUGAAAAAAUUCUGCGACGAUCUCGAUUUUAAUUAUGCAAAUUUUGCGCGAGAAUCUGCAGCUUCUCCUCUCUUUCGGAAUUUUUACUCCUUUAUUUUUUUUACUUUAGAUCCCGUGAAAGGACGAUUUUAGAAAAAAUUGCGCCCCCCUCUAAUUUUCGGCGGGAUUUGUAAAACGCGUGCGUCAAGUAUGUGAGAAUGACACUUUGUGUCAUUGAGUGUUUACGAAAAUCGAAUCUUUGAGAUUAAAAUGAUCAAUCUUCUUUAAUUCUGGCGGUUUGAAUUAUCACGUGAGAAACAUGAAAGAGCCAUAUUGUAAUUUUAUAUUAUGUUACAACUGCGUUUUUUUUUUGUCGCAAACCGUGUCGUGAUUGGAAAGCAAAUUCGAUUUUAUUAUCGCGCAUAAAAAAAAACACAGCUACAUGCAUCAUAAAAAAAAACGAAAAUCGAGGACAAAUUUUUUCAUAUAAAUUUUUAGAAUUUCGAUUCUUCUGAAUUUUGUACUUAAAAAUUUUACGCUCUUCAACAUUUAUUGUUAGAUUUUACAAUCUUCAGUUGUAGAAGAUCAAUUUUAAGAUAACGAGAAAAAUCGCGUUAAAAUCUCUGGAUAUUUUGCACGCAACUCUUUAUACUAUCAUUAAUAGUCCACACGAAUCGAUUCGAUUCCUUUUUAGAACACCCUGUAGUAUAGAUAGGCACGGAGUGCAGUUACGUAAAAGGAAACGCCUAAACGGGUAUUUAUGCAUCCUAGCGAGGUGCAACUAAUCUCGAUUACAUCGACUGACAGUAUGAAUCGACAACGCGAAGCGUGAAUUUGCAUUCGCGAAUUUAUCGCGAAUUACGACGGAAACGUGGAGUGACUUUCGCAUAUUUUUUAUUGUCAAACGUCUAUUGAAUUUUUAAUAAAGUGUGAAAAUUGUAAAAACAUUCCGAUAGCAAAAGAAGCGUGAGAUAAAGGACUUUUCAACGAAUGUCCUGCUGGUCAUUAAAAGUGAAUUUAUUCAAUUAAUGUCAUUUUAUUUCUUUGUUCGAUUGUGAUUUUUAUUUUCACGGUUUUUUGAAAUUUGUAUAUUUAAGAUGAAAAGAUUACUUCUGCAAUUUAUUGGAGCUCUGUGCUGGGAACACAUUUUAAAGGUACCAAAAAUAAAUAAUCAUAAUUUAAUAAAAAGACACUUUACUUCAAAAAUCAUACAUCCCAAAUAGCGAUCUCUAUUAAAUAUCAUUGAUUGUAAAAUAAUAUUGAAAUUCAAACGUCAAAUUUUUCUUUAUCACUUUUCUCGUUUAUUUUAUGGCAGACCCGAUUAAUUAUGUUAUGAUGACGAAAAUGAAAUAAUGGAAUCACUUAAAUAAGUAGAUAAAGUAGAUUAAUAAAUCCUUGGAUCUUUUGGAAUUUUAUAUUACUUUUUGAAUAACAUCUCUAUUCUCGUCGUAAAUAUUUCACGUAUAAAUGCUUUAAAAAUUUGAUCGUGCUUUUUUUGCGCGAUUUUCCGAAGAAGCGAAUUUGCUUUACACAAUCGACGAAUCGAUUCGAUUAUUCUAACAUUCCGAGUGUUUGAUGGACGAAAAGAAUGGAAAGAUGGAAAUGCGCAGUCUUCCUUCUCGCGCGCGUGAUGAGAAUUUUAUUAUCGGCGUUCUGUUAUCACCGACGUUCUACCAUUUUUUUUUUUUUUUCCCCUUGUGCUUAUCGUUACUCUUCUUUGUAUAUAUUGGAAAUCUAUAUUUAUUUAGCUAGCCGCGUUUUAUUUAUGUGUACAAAUUUGCGUACAUUUUAAUCAAUUGACCCUUUAACUAGUGAAUAAGGUUUUAAAUUGCUGUUUCGAGAGAUUUAUGGAAAAAAAAAAGUUGUUUAGGUACUUAAAUAUAAUGCACUUGAUACGCGUGGCAAAAAUCUGAAAAUUAGUUUAUCUAAAUGUAUAAGAUGUAUAUUGUAAAUUAUAUUUACUUAUUUUAUAUUACUCGCGCAGAUUUAGUUAAAAUUGCAUUCGAAUUCUGGUUAAAGGGUUCAUACAAUCGCGCGGAAUUGCACUCCGAUACGUCACAUUUGCGCGACAUUUUCUCUAAAAGCUGGUUUAUCGCGAGCGAUAACGGCAUAAUUUCGCAUUAUCGUUCGAUAUAAUAUAUACGUCAACUGCCUCGGGACGUUAAUAUAUAAGCGUUUUAUACUGUUUUAUAUAUAUAUAUAUACAUAUAUGUGUAUACAUAUAUACAUAUGUAGGCGUACAAGGUGUAUUCCACACCUGAUAUUCCUGGACAUCCCUGAGCGCACAAUCGGUGUCAGUAAUCGUUGCUUGCUAAUCGUUAUCACAUUAUCAUCUCUCCGAGGACAGUGAGUAACACUCGCGCUUUCCUGGUUUCUCUAGAAGGCAUAAGUUUCCUUCGCUUUUUCUGAAUUUUUUUUGAUCUGAAUAUAUAUAUUUUUUUUUUUCAUAAAUUAAACUUAGGAUAUUUUUAUGUAAAAUUCGCGAUUGUAUAAAUUUAUUACGAAUAUUUUGUUAUCGAAUGUUAUUUACGAAUAUAAAAACCAGGAAACAAUUCCAUUAUUAAUAGCAUUUUUUAUCAGAACUAUAUCGGCGAUUGUCAGUCCUAUAUCCAGGGAAUUGAAUUCGGGCCCAGCGCACGAUAUCCGAAAAUUCAGAAUGUUUGCCGUAGGUUGUAUACUAUGAGGAAUGACAAAAACAUCGUAAAAACAAUAAAAAUAAAAUAGAAGAUAAGUGUUAAUUAUAAUCGUAACCGUGAUUCAUAAUUGUAACUUAGGCGAGAGGAAGGAAAGGAGAUGGAGAGGAUGGAGGGGGAGGGAGGAGACAAUAGGGGCAAGGUUAAUUUUUAACGUUAAUAGCUAUUAUUCUCUUUACUGUCAGUAUUACGACACACUAGUGUACUCGUCUCGCCGAGGAUGCCAGCAAGAACUCUUGCAAAGGAUAAUCGCGAGCCGGGUAAGCAGAGUAUAUAGAUGUAGUAACAACAUUUGAACGGUGCGUUUCGUAGAGGGACUCCGAAUUGUUUUUACCGAAAAGAAUUGUAUUGUUGUUGUGUACGGAUAAACCGGGUGUCAGAAAUAACAAUUUUUCAAAAACAUUGUUUCCAAAAGUUAAGCCAUUAAAAAAAAAGCCUCAUUUUUUUCAGAAAUUUUUAACGUAUAAUUAGAGACUUGCGUUGUUUCUCAUAAAAUUUUCCAAAAAUAGCCUAAAUAUUUUCUUAGUUUUCUUAAACAUUAAAUAUCAUCUGAUAUAAGCAAAACGAAUGAUAAAAUGAUAAAUAAAUUUAUUAAUUUUUGAUAAGAUUUUGAUAUAGUUCGCUCUCAAAUUUGACAAAAGAGCAGACGUGUCCCUUUCACAAAUGAACCGUUUAUUUGUCUCUUUUUUUUUUUUAAUUUUUCUUAUUGAUCUUAUUGUUGCAUUGUUCGUCGCUAUCGUUAAGACGGAUUAGUGAAUGAUUUACUUAUUUAAUCAAUUAAUCUUUGUAUUUUGACAAUAAAGUCUCUCUAGAAUUCUUAGAAGUAGCGCGUUUCGCAUACGUUCUCUCUCUCUUUUUUUUUUUUAACUAUAGAUAGUUUAAUCGAUAAGAUACAAGACGAACAAGUUGGGAUCGUACAUGUAUAAUUCUAGAUAAAUGUUUAUCUAGCGUGCGUCUGAUUAUGACUGGUCGAUUGUUUGACGGCGCGAGUAAUAAAAGCCGUUUACAUGUGUAAGAUGUUCUAACUGUUUAUAGCGGAGCAUAUGUUUUGUGACAUAAGAAUAAUUCUUUGUAUAUGCCGUGUAUAUCUAGAUCCUAUCUAGAGGGAUGAUCAGAUCCUGUAAGCGCAAUUUUUUUUAGAAAGUAUAUAAUUGUAAUUUACAUUUUAUUAUACUUAUUUUAUUUUCCACUUAGAUUUAAGCGAUGCGUGUCUUGUCGCAAUUUCGUUGAUUAAUUUUAAUUAUCGAAAAUAAUUAGUAUUUCUCGAUAAGUAAUGAAUUCUCUUAUAAUCUUAUUUAUUGAUCCUUUCGUUUUGUUCUCGUUCAGUGAUUCGACCAUCUUUUUAAAUAAAUGGAUUCAUGUAUUUUGAUAAAUAAUAAAACAUCUCAAACGUC